Molecule: messenger RNA, 1875 nt
Organism: Aegilops tauschii subsp. strangulata
Lineage: Eukaryota; Viridiplantae; Streptophyta; Magnoliopsida; Poales; Poaceae
Product: cyclin-B2-1
Source: RefSeq, a predicted model, not a curated record
UUCUCGUACGUGACACUCUCUAGUUUCUCCCCCAAACCCAAACCCCAGCCCCAGCCCGGAACAAAAAGAAAACAAAUCGCUCAAAUCCCAAAUCUUUCCUUCCCGAUCCCUCUCGCUCGCUCUAUCUAUCCCUCCCCCCUCCCCCCGUCUUCCAAUCCCCACGCGGUCGGUCAGAGAGAGUGAGGGAGGGGAGAGACGGACACGUUGCCAUUGUUCGUACCCGCUCCUCCUGUUUCUAACGCCGCCGCCGCCUCCGCUCCCUCUUCGCAUGGGCGUGCUGCUGCCUUCGUAGCCCCGGAUCGGACGAGGAAAGCCGCCGCCUGCUGCUCCCGCUCCCCGUGGUGCCCGGCGGCGACGGCGAUGGAGAGGGCCGGGGAGAACAGGAGGCCGGUGUUGGCGAAGCCCGUGCCAAGCGUCCGAGAGAUGGGGAAUCGGAGGCCGCUCAAGGAACUCAACAACCUCGCGGGGGCUCACCCGUACCCCUGCGCCGUCGCCAAGAAGCCGAUGCUAGAGAAGAGUCGGAGGGAUGAGCAGAAGCCAGCAUUGGUGACGCAUCGUCCUAUGACGAGGAAACUCGCCCUCUUAUUGGAGAACAGAGAACAACUUGACCAUCUGGCUACCGCAGCUGAUGCAGCAAAACCCGGAGUUGAUCCCCAGGAUGAGCCCAUCCCCAACGACACCGCUGACACUGAUGAAGAGAUCGAGUCGGUCGACGACGAUACUGACAUGGAUGAGGACGAACAGGAGGAUAUUGUGGAUGAUGUAUCCCUCAUGGACAUCGACAGCGCCGACUCCGGGAAUCCGCUGGCCGCAACUGAGUACGUCGACGAGAUUUACAGGUUCUACAGAGAAAAUGAGAAAAUGAGCUGUGUGCGUCCUGAUUACAUGUCCAGUCAAGAAGACAUAAAUGAAAAGAUGAGAGCUAUUCUGAUAGAUUGGCUCAUUGAGGUUCAUUACAAGUUUGAGUUGAUGGAUGAGACACUCUUUCUUACCGUGAACAUAAUAGACAGAUACUUGGAAAAACAAGUGGUGCCAAGGAAGAAGUUGCAGUUAGUUGGAGUGACAGCUAUGCUUCUUGCUUGUAAAUAUGAGGAAGUCUCAGUUCCGGUUGUUGAAGAUUUAGUGCUCAUUUCUGACCGAGCUUACACUAAAGGACAGAUUCUUGAAAUGGAAAAGUCGGUCCUAAACACUCUGGAAUACAACAUGUCUGUACCAACGCCAUAUGUUUUUAUGAGAAGGUUCCUGAAGGCAGCUGAUUCUGACAAGCAGCUACAGCUAGUUUCUUUCUUCAUGCUUGAGCUCUGCCUGGUUGAAUACCAAAUGCUCAAGUACUGCCCUUCGCUGCUUGCUGCCGCUGCAGUUUACACUGCACAGUGUGCUAUCAAUCGCUGCUGGCAGUGGACAAAGAUCUGUGAGACACAUAGCAGAUACACUAGAGAUCAGCUCAUUGAGUGCUCCAAAAUGAUGGUACAAUUCCACCAGAAGGCCGCAGGGGGGAAGCUUACAGGCGUCCACAGGAAAUACAGUGCAUUCAAGUUUGGUUGUGUGGCGAAAGUGGAGCCUGCGCACUUCUUGCUGGGGGGAUGAAACUUCCGGUACAAUCUAGAGCAAUCUAUCCUUCUUGAUAGAUUUUAAGUAUCCAUCUGAGAACAUGCAGAAACAUCUUGCUGAUGUUGCACAGAAGUGCAGCAGGUUUGCAACAUGCUUGUGGCGAUGUAAUAAUCUUAGUAUGAUCGUUCGUGGACGACGCUCCGAGUACUCAGUCGUUAAGUUGCGCUCCGGCUAAUAAUGAUUUAGCCUUCGUUAAAGAGUGCCAUGGAACCUUGUAAAGAGCAUUUGCCUGCAUGAAAUGAAGCAACAAACCUAUCUUUCUUA